UCAACAUGACAGCAGGCACAAUCGUGGCCCGUGAUCGACCCUGACUUCAUAAACGUGGCGACAUGUCAUUUUUCAAGUGAAUCAUUCUCUUUCCUGAUUAAGAAUUAAUAUUGCCAUUGUGAAACAAAGUAUAUAUGCCUUGCUAACAGGUGCACCACUACAGUUCAAAGGUUACAUCCCCAAUGGCUACCUUCCGAUGCAAUAAGUGGUUCAUAUGCAGCUUUAUUGCUGCCGUCCUGGGCUUUUUGAAGCGGAUCUUGUUCGGCAGGUUCCAUCGCCGGAACAGAAGCGACACUAACUUGCCAACUCUUGCCAGUAACAUCAGCACGCCAGCAGCUGCAGACAACUCAUUGAGUGAAAGAAACGAAGAUAUUGCAGACUGGGAUGAUUGGGACUAUGCGGGGGCACCUACAGAUAUCAUUAUUGAACCAAACAACCCCAGCAUAGGCCCAACGGCAGCUGAGGGUGGGGCACUGGCCCCAGUUGGAGGGGGUGUGUCCCCACAUGAUGAUGACAUACCUGAGAUGGACUACUUUAGUGACAUGGCGCCAACGUUGAAAAAAACUGUUUUGAUUAGGAAAAAGGAUCGCAGUCGAGCGGGGUUGCCCAAUAGCGGUGUAUCUAAUCGGCUUUCUAUGAAUGUUGAUAUUACACCUGUUGCCUCGUCAGAAUUAUCGGCGUGGGACGAUGAAAUGGAUGGCACGUGGGAAGAUGAAGCCAGCGCAUUGGACCUGUCCAGGGACGCCGACCGCGUCAUCAAGGAGAAGAAGCAGGCUGAACGUGAUCGGCGAGCGGCCGAGCAGCACCGGAAAAAAAUGGAGCGGGAAGCGCAGCGGGCCUUUAAGAAAGACGGUGGGAAACUGGCGGUCAAGCUAAAGUGAUGUCAGUAUGGUGCGUAGAUUUGUAUAUAAUGUGUACAUUGUAUACACACUAAGCAAUUAAUGGCAGAACUUGGGGUGCCAAAAUACAAAGGGAAUCUUGAAGAAUUGAGUUUUACAGAGAAAUAGAUGUCAUGUUCAUGUGAUGAUUGUAAGAUGAGCAGGAAAUUGGACUGCAAUAGGGUUCGAAACCACCACCUCUGGAUUCAAACAGGAGUCAUCCAACCCUGUCAUUUUGGUGCCUCAUGAUGUAUAUACAGUGUUAUUGCUACGUUGGUCGAGGAUCUCCACCACAGCGUUCUACCGUCUGGCACUAAGCUUGAUGAAACAACCCACCGACAGGCACAAAAAUCCUUUACAAAUCCCUGAAAAAACAUUAGUCACUCUGAACAUUUCAUGUUUUUACCUGGAAGAAUUGAAAAAGUUUAACUGUUAAUCAAUUUGGAAAGAAAACUCACUGAAAAGCAAUGUAGAGUCCCCUUACGCGAGCCCCUGCACCCCUGGCUAUGACCCGUAAGACUCCGGUCGCUUUGCAAUCUCCAUUCCCCAUUACUAAAGCGUCCUGCACUAAAACAUGGCUGGCUAUAACACUGAUAGUGUAUUAUGAUUUUAGGGUGUGAUCCUUGGCACCGUUUGGCAAGUCCGAGACACUUUCUUGAACACUGGCCAGUUUCCCUUGUAACCUCUUCAAAAAAAUGUAGAUGGGGUACCGGGCCAAAUCGACCAAGGGUCGACGUAUGGUAGUUGCUGAUUGAACAUGCCCAGUUGGUCCUGCCACAUCUGACUAGUGCCCUUGAAGAAAGCAAACGGGAGGUACAAAAGAACACAGGGCUGGAGAAAUCAGU
Molecule: messenger RNA, 1723 nt
Organism: Acanthaster planci (crown-of-thorns starfish)
Lineage: Eukaryota; Metazoa; Echinodermata; Asteroidea; Valvatida; Acanthasteridae
Product: receptor-binding cancer antigen expressed on SiSo cells-like
Cellular component (GO): secretory granule
Source: RefSeq, a predicted model, not a curated record